Solea senegalensis (Senegalese sole) is the source of this 1697-nucleotide messenger RNA. It is a transcript of the gene mrps2, whose product is annotated as mitochondrial ribosomal protein S2. The record is from RefSeq and is a predicted model, not a curated record. The transcript has 4 exons. Gene Ontology annotation, biological process: translation. Gene Ontology annotation, cellular component: mitochondrial small ribosomal subunit; ribosome. Gene Ontology annotation, molecular function: structural constituent of ribosome. The coding region runs from base 38 to 847 and encodes 269 amino acids. NCBI's taxonomy places the organism in Eukaryota, Metazoa, Chordata, Actinopteri, Pleuronectiformes, Soleidae.
ACAGGGCUGACCUUCCGUGGUCCUCAUUUACGCGAGCAUGGCAGGACGGUCAUUGACUAAAGGACUUGUGUGGCUACGACAGCUACGGGCUGUGACAGGCGGUUACUCCUGUGGUGGACAUCAGUAUGCCACUGCAGCGUCUGUUCAAUCUCUUCAACCCCAAAAUGAAGAUGCUACAGAGAAAAUAAUGAACCUGCCUCUCGAAAAGCCAGACUUUUUCCGUGUGUCAGAGCUGGUCUCGUUGAAAGAGCUGUUUGACGCCAGAGUGCAUCUUGGCCAUAAAAAAACUUGCAGGCACAGGCUCAUGGAGCCAUACCUCUAUGGCUGCCGUUUGGACCAAGAUAUAAUUGAUCUGGACCAGACUGUAGAGCACCUCCAGUUGGCCCUGAACUUCACUGCCCACGUAGCGUAUCGUGGCGGUGUCAUUCUGUUUAUCAACCGCCGGCGUCAGUUUGGCCAUCUGGUGGAGAACACUGCUGAAGAAUGUGGUGAAUAUGCCCAUACCCGCUACUGGCAGGGUGGCCUCUUCACCAACGCCCACAUCCAGUACGGCACAGGAGUUCGCUUACCAGACCUAGUCGUCUUCCUGUCCACUCUCAACAAUGUGUUUCAGCAGCAUGUGGGAAUCAGAGACGCAGCGAAGAUGAACAUUCCCACAGUGGGUGUGGUGGAUUCAAACUGUAACCCUAGUCUGAUUACAUACCCUGUGCCUGGGAAUGAUGACACUCCAGUUGCCAUGGAGCUGUACUGUCGCUUGUUCAAGAUGACUAUCAACCGUGCCAAAGACAAAAGGAGGCAAAUGGAGCUGCUACAUAACCUGUCUGCACCCACCACGCCAAGCUCUUGACAUGAUAUAAUCUCAUAUAAGAGAUAUUGAAUGCGCCCCAAAAAACGUCAGCUGCUCUUCAUCAUCAAGCCUCUACAUGUGGAAAGGAGAGAGAACUAAUUGUUAGUAUGUGGUGGCAGUGUUGAAGUGCAGUGCUGUCAUGUAUAAAGUCAGAAGUUGGAUAAUGAAUCUUGUCUCUGUGACAUGCAUGUCUAUUUCUAACCUUUUCCCUACAACCGUGGAGCUCUAUCAGACUAAUCUUUGUGUUACUGUCACAUUCACACUCCAACUAAUCAGUUCAUAUUAGGGAGGCACUUUAAUGACUUUCUUAGUUCUGAUACCCGUACCGUAGCUUUGGGUGUACACAUCCCGUGCCAGUGUUGAGCUGCUUUCUGGCAAACUCGGGAAAUCUGUAUAUUUUGCAGUGUUUGCAGAGAAGAGCUGUACGUGUGAAGUUGAUUCUCCUUUGAGCUCUCCAGAUAAUACCCAAGUGAGCUGGUGUGGCCCAUCAUUUAGGUACAAACCUAAUUUUUUUGUUUUGGCAGGUCCAAGUCCAUCUCCUGUUUGUGAUUACCACAGUAAUCUAGCAUCCUCGUUCCUCCGGGUUUUUUGUACAUCACAAUCGCAAAGAAUAUUGCCAGUCAUUUUGCUUUGUGACACCACAAUAUAAUAGGCAUGUACAAUGAAACAUAUGUAUAAUAGAACUGCUUCCCUAGUUUACAUGUAUGCUAUCAAAGAAAUGCUGAAGUUGGAGUGUUUAUGUCACUAUAUUUGAUCAGGUUUUGCAGUAACUUGCAGUGUGUCUUUGAACACUGGCAUCACUGAGUGGUGUGAUUUUGCAAGACAAAUGAUAAAUAAAAAGUUAAAAUGA